Messenger RNA from Cuscuta epithymum, 1290 nucleotides. The record is from the annotation of a GenBank genome assembly. Lineage: Eukaryota; Viridiplantae; Streptophyta; Magnoliopsida; Solanales; Convolvulaceae.
CUCACCCCCACUCAUCAGUGACUCUUGCUUCGAUUUGUCACACGAUCGCCUCCCUUUUAUGUUCCGUAUCAGGGUAUCACAUGAAAACCAAAUCUGUUAAGCAUGUCCUUUCUUCAGAUCUCCAUUCCGAAACCCCCCUUCUUCUUCACGACCAAGCCUCCAAAACAGUAUACAACGACAUGUUGUCCCAAGGAUCCUUCAAUUGUACCCACACCCGCUGGAAAGUUCAUUUCUUGGAGACGGUCCCAUUCAAGAAUCACUCUUUGUGCAGUAGCAGGAGGAAAUGACGAUCGAAGCACAGAUUAUGUGACGAAAGAGAACAGUGUUUCGGUGAUUUUUCUUGCAGGAGGGAUGGGCAAAAGAAUGGGCGUGAGCAUGCCAAAGCAGUACAUUCCACUUUUAGGCCAACCAAUUGCAUUGUACAGUUUCUACACCUUCUCCCAGUUGCCUCAAGUGAAAGAGAUUGUUGUGGUUUGUGAUCCAUCUUAUAAGGAUGUAUUUGAAGAUGCCAGAGAAAAGAUCAAAACUAAAUUGAAAUAUGCAUUGCCUGGAAAGGAGAGGCAAGAUUCUGUAUAUAGUGGAUUUCAGGCUGUUGAUGUGAACUCUGAACUCAUUUGCAUCCAUGACUCUGCAAGACCUCUAGUACUCGCAGAAGAUAUCAAGAAGGUUUUAAAGGAUGGUUUGCUUGUAGGGGCAGCUGUUCUUGGAGUUCCGGCUAAAGCAACAAUCAAAGAGAUGCUUGAAUUUCCUCGGCAAUGGCUGUGCAGGCAAAUGAUGAAUCGUUUGUUGUGAGAACUCUUAACCGCAAGACCCUAUGGGAAAUGCAAACCCCACAGGUCAUCAAGCCGGAGUUGCUCAAGAAAGGGUUUGAGCUUAUCAAUAGGGAAGGUCUCGAAGUGACGGAUGAUGUAUCAAUUGUUGAGCUCCUUAAACAUCCAGUCUAUAUCACUAAAGGCUCUUACACUAAUAUCAAGGUUACCACACCUGAUGAUUUGUUGCUAGCUGAGAGAAUAUUGCACACUUCAACUUCGCAAAACUGAUUUUUCUUGUUGUACUAUCCAAUAUUGUACAUGAUUUUAUUCAGAACUGUUUGGUGUACAUGUUUUUUUGUACACGCUCCAUACAUUUUGUCGGUAUCACAAACAUUUAGUACAAUUUUUUUGACAACUUCUGCAUUUUUAGACGAAUUGCCUUGAUCCCAACAAAAUGUAUGGGGCAACCCCAUGCACUCCCCCACUUCUCCAGCUCUUUUGAAAUUCUCCAAAUGAUGUUAACACUAAUAGAUUUUAA